Messenger RNA from Cimex lectularius (bed bug), 2784 nucleotides. Its product is annotated as ADP-ribose pyrophosphatase, mitochondrial. The transcript is spliced from 2 exons. Bases 816 to 2273 code for a protein of 485 amino acids. Gene Ontology annotation, molecular function: ADP-ribose diphosphatase activity. Lineage: Eukaryota; Metazoa; Arthropoda; Insecta; Hemiptera; Cimicidae. The record is from RefSeq and is a predicted model, not a curated record.
CAUUGCUUGUAAUUUCAAGUAGAUUUUCUUCCUUUUGACAAGGAAGAGGUUGUCGGGGAUAUGGAUAAAAGAGCGGUCACAAGGUCUACUGCACCUUGCCUGCAACUAUUGCGCUUUUAUUUAUAACACACUGGCCAGCUUCAGGUUAUUAAUCAGCCUCCAUAGCUUCGCCAACAGCUCCUUGGUGAAGGAUGGUUUUUCUUGUACUAGUUGUAAGAUUCUGUACCUCCAUAGACAUGCACAGAAACAUCGAAUGUGUUCUGCGGUUUCCUCUUCGUGACAUGAUCUGCCCAGUGUCUGUACUCCUAUCUAGUGCAUGUGCCUUCUUAAGUGGCAGUGCCCUAUCAGGAAUCCGACCAGAAUCCUAGUUCGGUUGUGGUUGUAAGUUUUGGGGAAGGUCCUUCUAAGUUCUAGUGCCUCAUACUUGUAUUAUUCCAUCAGGUUUUGGACUUAUUAAGGAUCCAUUUUAAGAUGUAUCCUCUUUUGUGGCAGGAUGCUAACCCACACUAAGGUUCAAGACCCAGAGUCCAUGUUGGCUCCCCUUUUUUGCCAACAUGUCGACUUUUUCGUUGCAUCUGUGUCCCGAGAGAUUGUAAGCAAAUUUAAAAUCCUUUGCAUAAUAAAAUAUAAAUAUUAAAAAAAUAAUAUAAACAUCGAUAUUUAUUAUCAAAAAGUAAUAAUGAUAUUGUCGAUGUCUCGAACAUCGAUGUGUUCAUUAAGCUGUCUCAUUUUGAUUUAACGUAAACGAAGAUUAUCACGUUUCUCGACCUUCGUUUCCGAAUGCUGUUAAAAUCGUGAAGAAUCACAGGGAAACUAUGGACAUGGAAAAGAAAGAAAACAAUCAUGCAAUUGAUUUAUUCACAAAGUUAUCUAGUUUUUUGAGAUUCAAUUUACAAGAAAUGUUGCCAUAUUGCAUAGAUAAAUACAAAAUGGAAAUUCCCUUAUAUGUCAUUGAGGAGGCUGAAAAUUUGCUCUUUUCGGUUACAGAUUUCAUAAAAAUGUUUAAAAUGAAAAAAAGCACAAUUGACAAAUGCCAGUUGGAAAAGGAGACAAUUCAAGAACCAGAAUGGUGUGAUAAAGAGGACGAAAUAACUCAGUCGGAGUUGUGGAUUGACAUGUUUAACAAGAUGAAAGAUAGUAUUGACAAGAAUAAACUCAAUAUAAAAGGAUUUUACUGCGGCAUUUGCAAUUAUUACUCACAGAGCAAGGAGGAUUGGGAAAGCCAUAUACUUUUUGAUACAGACCACAACAGAUACUACAAGUUGGCUUUGGUUGAUGGUCAAAGCGUCAUCAAGGUAUCCGAAUGUAAUUUUUGCGGAGUUGUACUCUUCAGCGAGCAGCCUCAUUUGGAUGCCAUCUUAAGAUCUGCACUUCACCAAAGUGUUCACAUUGCGCUCUUGACUUGUCAGAAUAUCCCUGCUGAUACUACUAAAACCGAUGUUACCACUCAGUUAGAACCGGACAUAAAAUCAAAAAUAUCAUCUGUUUCGCUUAAAUUACAAACUCUAAAAGUGCAUAUAGAAAAGUUAGGUAAAAAAGAUUCAAAUGAUUUAAACCAAACGUUCAAAGAAACUAGUAUAAAUAAAUCAAGUGAAAAUAAACCUGAAACAAAAGAACUUAAUAUUUCUGGCACCAUUUUAAAGAAUAAAUCUAAGAAGAAGAAAAAGAAAGAUUCUCUCCUUAAAUCAGAGAUUCAACACGGUCUGCCUGAAAACAAUGAAAGUGAAAAUCGAGAAAAAUAUCAGGAACAAGUAAAUGAUUUCUCACAUUCUGCUGAAUAUGAAAAUCAACCUGAAACAAAAGAACUCAAUACUUCUGGCACCAUUUUAAAGAAUAAAUCUAAGAAAAAGAAAAAUUCUCUCCUUAAAUCACAGAUCCAAACUGGCCUGCCUGAAAUCAAUGAAAGUGAAAAUCAAGAAGAAUAUCAGGAACAAGUAAGUGAUCUCUUACAUUCUGCCGAAUAUGAAAAUCAACCUGAAACAAAAGAACUCAAUACCUCUGGCACCAUUUUAAAGAAUAAAUCUAAGAAGAAGAAAAAGAAAAAUUCUCUCCUUACAUCGCAGAUUCAAACUGGCCUGCCUGAAAUCAAUGAAAGUGAAAAUCAAGAAGAAUAUCAGGAACAAGUAAGUAAUCUCUCACAUUCUGCUGAAUAUGAAAAUCAACAUGGCCUGCCUGAAAACAAUGAAAGUGAAAAUCAAGAGGAAUAUCUUCAACAAUUGAAUGAUCUCUCACAUUCUGCUGAAUCUGAAACAAAAGAAUUAAUUAUUUUAUAGUACUACUAAGACACUAUACGUAAGAAUAAAUAGACAGAUACUUUCCUGAACAUGCAAAUUUGAAACUUUGCAAAAUGACCUACUUGAAAACAAUAAAAGUGGAAGUAAAGAUAAAUAUGAGAUGAAGGAUCAAGAAAACAAUAGCAAUAAUAUUUUUUAUUUUUUUAAAGUAAAAUUUUCAAUUUCUAAUACUAACUGCUAUUUUACAAUGUUAAACAACUAUUGGAAUAUGUUAUUAAAUAACAGACAUUAGUAUAGUAUUAAACAAGACCAUUGUUAUCAUAAAUAUGUUUUUUUUUUAAUAUACAGAACUUCUUUUUUAAUUUAUACAUUGUGGUAUUAUGUAUUAUUUAGGUAUAAGUUACUACUAACAGAAUUGUUCAGUUUUUCAUUGUUUACAACCACUUUGAAAUUAAUGUUAAUUACACAAUUAUUUAUAUUCGUAUUACUACUUAUUGUAGUCGUUUUUCACAAAAACUACAAUUAAAGGAUUUUCAAACUUUUUUCAUUA